Messenger RNA from Leptosia nina, 231 nucleotides. NCBI's taxonomy places the organism in Eukaryota, Metazoa, Arthropoda, Insecta, Lepidoptera, Pieridae. The record is from the annotation of a GenBank genome assembly.
AUGAGCCCGCUGUCUUUGGAGACGAUGGGAUAUUACCAUGCAUAUUGCAUGAGAGGCAAUAAGGUGUCAAAGUUGGAAGCCAGUGGAAAAAUACGUGAAGGAUACGCGUGUGUUCGAGGACAUCUGCGCAAAUAUGAAUUUGAUGGAAUAUUAAGGGAUUCGGAAUUGCUUCUUCGCUUAAAACUCAGGCAACUUUAUAUAUUAUGUAUUGAACGCUUAAGCGACAAUUAG